AUGGCGACACUGCGGAGAAUGGAAGAGCAGGUCUUUGCUGCUUGUCGGACUCCAAGCGUCGGCGGGGAGCCGCGGAGCGCAGCGCCAGCCUGCCAGGACUGGUCACAGCUUUCCGCCGCCGCGGACCUCGAGCGCCGUGCUACGGCAGUGAAGAGUCGCCGCGAAGGCCUUUACCUCCCUGGAGAGCUUCGGGCCCUCGAGGCCGAGAAGGCUCAGGCUCGGCUGGCGGAGGAGCGCAGCGAGCGCCGCGCGGCCAACGCCAGCCGCGAGGCCGCCGAGGUGGAGGAGGAGGAGAAGCGAAAGCAGGGUCAAGCGCGAGAGGCGGGGCGCCGACGCGCCUGGGACACGCCGGAGCUCCGAGAUCUCAGGCGCCACUACCAAGAGGUGGAGGCCGAGCAGAUGAGGCAGCUCCAGGUUCUGCGCAAAGAGGUGGAGGCCGAAAGCCGCCAGCAGGAGGAGUGCGCUUGUAGAGCGGCGCAGGAGGCCGAGGUCCUGGCACAAGACCAGGCCAGCGCCCACUUGGCUGCCGAGAGCCGGGCCCGUGCCGUGCAGCUGCAGGAGGAGGGCGAGGCUGUAAAUCGGCAGAAGGCCCGAGACCAAGCCCAGCGAAGUGCCAAGGAGAAGCAGCAGGACAAGAGGAUGGUGCAAGCGGCCGUCUUCAAGGUACAGCAGGAGGACGCCCAGGCGGAGACGCGAAGGCGCAGGCUGCAGGCUGCGGCGCACGCGGCCUUGGACAGGCUCAUGGUGGAGCAGCGCCAGCUACGCGAGCAGGAGGUGCGCGAGGAAGAGGCUGCUGCCCUGCGUGCGCAGAAGCAGCGGAGUGCGCAGGCAUCCUUUUGGGCCGCGAGGGCCAAGGAGCGCCGCGCGGCGGAGCACGCGCGGGCGCAGGUCUUGCGGCGCGUGGCGGCCUUGCUGGCCCAGCAGCAGGAGGACGAAGAGCGUCUUCAAAUGCUGCAUGGCCUUCUACAGGAAGAAGAGGCAGCCGCGGCCCAGCGCCGGGAGGAGGAGCAGGCGCUCGAGCGGCGCCUCCAGGCCCGCGCCAAAGCUGCGCAGGCCGCGGAGGAAGGGCUUCGAAAUCUCCGUGAGAGGCGUCUGAAGGAGGAGGAAGAGGAAGCCGCCUGGCGCGCUCGCUUCGUGGAGACCUGUGCCGCAGAGGCAAAGCUGGAGCAGCUGAGUGACCAGAAGAGGCGCAUGCGUCUGCUGGCCUUCAAGCGGGAGGCCGAAGAGCUGGCCGCCCAGCGCCGUGAGGUGCAGGAGGCGGAGGUGGAGAGGGAGGAAGCUGAGUGGCACCUCCAGCGUCUCGAGGAGGAGGACAAGUCCCGCAUCCUGGAAGAAGAGAGGCGGCGGCUCUUGGAGCUACAUGCCCGUGGCGGGUUGCUGGCGCGCGCUUGGUUCAGUGGGGCUGUUUUGCCAAGGCACCUCCAAGACACUGACUGA
Messenger RNA from Symbiodinium natans, 1437 nucleotides. The record is from the annotation of a GenBank genome assembly. NCBI's taxonomy places the organism in Eukaryota, Dinophyceae, Suessiales, Symbiodiniaceae.